Molecule: messenger RNA, 2983 nt
Organism: Hibiscus syriacus
Lineage: Eukaryota; Viridiplantae; Streptophyta; Magnoliopsida; Malvales; Malvaceae
Product: putative disease resistance protein RGA3
Exons: 4
Coding region: 1219-2730 (503 amino acids)
Biological process (GO): defense response to other organism
Molecular function (GO): ADP binding
Source: RefSeq, a predicted model, not a curated record
AUCGUUUGGCUCUCAUUUGCCAACAAAUGACCAGUGCAGACAAAUUGAACAGGAAAAGAAGAAGGAAGAGGGGAGUCGACUAUGGUGUUAGCCUCCACACGGGAAGGCGAUGGUGAUGCAAAGCAGGUCCAGAACCACCGACUGUCAGUACCAGUUCUCAAAACACCCUUUUAAGCAUUGUUGGUGUUAGCCGUUGAACGUUGACUUUCGCCUGAUUUCUCUAUUUUUCGAGUUUCACUGCCGAUCUUUGCUCUGUGUUUGAAGAUAUGGCAGAAGCGAUUGUUUCGGUGAUCUUGGAGCAGCUGGCGGCAAUCACAAUCGAUAAAGCACGUGAAGCCUGGAGUCUAGCGAGAGGUGCUGAGGAUGAGGUCAAGAGGCUUGAAAGCAACUUCAAAGCACUCCAGUUGGAGCUUGAAGAUGCUGAAGAAAGAGAAUAUCAGGACAAGCGGGUGAAACACUGGUUAGACAAGUUCAGAGAUGUUUCUUAUGACAUGGAGGAUGUAUUAGAUGACUGGGAAGCUGCAGUCCGGCAGUUGCAGAGAGAGGGGCGUUCAGUUCGAAAAUGGAAGGUAUGUCCCUUUGUUUCAUGCUUUUCUUCUGGUUCCCAAUCUGUUAUGCGUUAUGGUAUUGCUACCAAAAUAAAGGGAAUCAAUGAACAAUUAGACCAGAUUGUUAAUGACAAAGUUAGGUUUGAGUUGAUAAAAAAGGAGAAUAAGGAACACAAGCGGCCACUAGAGACCACUUCUUUUGCGGAUGUUUCGGAGUUGGUUGGUCGAGAUGCAGUAAAAGAAGACAUAAUAAGGAUUUUGCUAUGUGAGGAAAGGUGUCGGAAUGUUCCUAUCAUUACUGUAGUGGGGAUGGGAGGGACUGGGAAAACAGCUCUAGCUCAAUUAGUCUAUAAUGAUUCUAGGAUUCAGACUCAUUUCAGCAAAACAAUAUGGGUUUGUGCCUCGGAACCCUUCGAUCAAAGCCAAAUUGCACGUGCGAUUCUAGCAGACCUUGACAUUGAUGCAUUCGUAUCCCUCAAUACUCCAACGCUACAAAAUGUUUUACGUAUAAUCACUGAAAAGCUUAAAGCAGUGAAAUUCCUUUUUGUUUUUGAUGAUGUGUGGACGGAUGAUGAUCGAGAAUGGCAACCAUUGAAAGCCGUUUUUAAAUACGGGAUGCCUGGAAGUUGGGAUUUUAGUUACAACUCGUAAUGAGUCGGUUGCUAGGCGAAUGGAGUCGUCUCAUGUUGUUCCUUUAGAACUGUUACCUGAGAAGAUGUGUUGGUUGAUACUUGCUCAAAAAGCAUUUAUUGGAAGGAAUCAGGUGAGUUGUGAAAAUUUGGAACACAUUGGGAAGGAGAUUGCAAAGAAGUGUGGAGGUUUACCUCUUGCAGCAAGGACUUUAGGAGGUCUCCUGCAAAACAAACGAGGAAUAGAUGAGUGGCAAAAUGUUCUGAAUAGUGUGAUAUGGAAAUCAGGUUUUGGUAAAGAAAUAUUUUCGCCUCUGUCGUUGAGUUAUUAUGAUUUGCCCUCGCCGAUAAGACGAUGUUUAUCGUAUUGUGCAAUCUUUCCUAACAGCUAUACAAUUAAUAGAGAUGAACUGAUCCAACAUUGGAUGGCUCAAGGUUAUUUGAAUGCCGAUGACAACAAUGUAAGGAGAGAAUUGAAAGGGAAAGAGUACUUUGAGUACUUAACCACCCGUUCCUUUUUCCAGGAUUUUCAAAAGGAUGCUCAUGGCAACAUAAUUUCCUGUAAGAUGCAUGAUCUAGUACACGAGUAUGUCCAGUUUUUGACUGAAGACAGAUUUGUGACGGAAGAGCUGGUAGGAAAUUUGACGUUGGACCUAUCUUCCAGAAAAGUUCGUCAUUUGAGGUUGGUAAUUCGAAAUUGCAAGUCUUCUCCUUUGUGCAUAUAUGGCAUAGAAAAAUUACGAAGCCUUGUGGUAGCCUCUGAUGAUAAAACAUCCGGUGAUGCCUUCCAUGAUUUGAUUAGUCGAUCCAAGCUUCUAAGGUUAUUGGAGUUUGAUUCGUUUCAUCUACGCCCUGAAGAAAUCGUCCUUGGCAUGGACAAUUUGAUUCACUUGAGGUACCUUAGCUUGAUAUCUUGCUCUGGAUUAGAAAAUUUACCUGAAGCAGUGUGUGAAUUGAUUAGUUUACUAUCUUUGAAUCUUAGAGACUGCUUGAAUCUCCAUAAGUUGGCAGUUGGGAUAGGGAAGCUGAUUAACUUGAGGUGUCUUUCUAUCAAGGACUGUCCACGUCUGACUUACUAUCCUAAAGGGAUCAGUAAUUUAGCCUCUCUCGAGUCAUUAAGCGGUAUCAAAGUGAGAAUAGAUCAAAGUGAUGGCGAUCAACUCAGCAUCGGAGAUCUCGAAAAUUUGGACCUCCUAGGAGGAAAUCUUUCUGUUGAGCUGAUAGGAGAUUCAAUAGAUUGGAAUGAAGCUAAGAGAGCCAAGCUUCACAUGAAAAUACAUCUGAAGAGAAUGGAUAUAUGGAUCUGCUCCGGAGAUUUAAAGGAAGACGAGGUACUACAAGCUUUAAACCUGCCAUCCAACUUUCCGGUAGUGCUGUUCGAUUACCGAAGGUGGUUCAACUCUAAUGAUGCUUGCAUAAAGAGGCUGACGAUAAAGGAGAAAAUUAGAGUCUCUCUCUAUGUUCAAAAAGCAGCACUUCAGUUUAUAGAUGCUGCAGUUGGAAAACCGGGACGAUCAACUUCUGCCGAAAGUAGUGAGGAUCCAACCGAUUGAAAAGAAGCACAAAUCAUGUAAAAACUUGCAGAGAGAGGUGAUGUUGAUGGAGAAAAAGAAAGCACGAGGAACGACAUGUUGAAUUUUUGAUGUAUUCAAGUAAUGUGUAUAAUUUGUCUAAAAUUGUAUUUGAUUUAUUUCUCCAAGCAUUUAAUUCAAUAUUUGUAACUUUAUUAUGUGAUUUUGAUUACUACUAGAAUAUGUUCUUUGGAACCAUAUGUUCGAUAUGAAAGGUGACUGAUGUUUUUGCUUA